This is a messenger RNA of Adineta steineri, 273 nucleotides long. NCBI's taxonomy places the organism in Eukaryota, Metazoa, Rotifera, Eurotatoria, Adinetida, Adinetidae. The record is from the annotation of a GenBank genome assembly.
AUGUUAUCAAAAAGUCAUAUUAUAAUUAUUUGUCUAUGGGUAAUCAUUGGCACAAUAAUGUGCAGUAAUAAAAAUAAGGAAACCGAUGUCAUGGAUGAUAUAUGUACAACUGGUGGGAAUGUUGCUUGUCGUAUAUAUUGUUUCGCUACAACAUUUUCAUUAACUGGUUAUUGUGAUGCAAAUAAUGAUUGUAUUUGUAACUCAACAUUAACUACGAAUAGUAAUAAUAAUAAUAUUAUUGAAGAAGUUGAAGUGUAUAUUAUUAAUAAAUGA